Messenger RNA from Miniopterus natalensis, 2360 nucleotides. Lineage: Eukaryota; Metazoa; Chordata; Mammalia; Chiroptera; Miniopteridae. The record is from RefSeq and is a predicted model, not a curated record.
AAAGGCAGCAAGAGAAGCAAACUUCAUGAGAGGAGGAGGGCCUUGGAGCAGUGCCUGAGCCCUGAUGGUCAAGGUCUAUUUCUUCGGCGUAAGGACUUUAGACCAAAGAGAUGAGCGGAAACAGAGACACAGGUAAAGGCCAGCCUGGUAAGUCCAAAACAAAGACCCAGAGUAUGAGUCACCAAUCAGACACCCUCCACAAGCCCUGUGGCCAGACAAAGGGCCAGGGCCUCAGAAACCAGAGCCCCCACCCCCAGGUGAUGGAGCUGAUCCCGCGCUUGAGGCAGACCAUAGAGGACUACAUCACACAGCUGGAGACCAGGCACCUGUAGCAGGACUGGGAGACAGAGAAGCAGAGGCACACUCAGGCCAAGGAGCAGGAAGCCAUCCUUGUCCACUUAAUGUGCCAGGUGGUCAACCUCUUACACUCUGGGGUCACAAGUAGCCUGGAGUUCCAACUGCCUCGCCAUUCCCCGGACAUCCGAGGUGAUGUUGGAGGUGGGUAGCUGGCCCAAUCGCCCAGGGAGCCUGACCAGCUAAGUCACCAACUGAGUGAUUCGGAAGCUGCAUUCAUCAGCUAUGACCUCUCCAACCGUGGGAUUGACAUCUCUGCCUUAUACCACUCCACCUUCCGGGACUUCAUGGCCUACCAAAGAGACAAAUACCACAGAGGCAAAAACACCUGGGGCUUCAUUAACCUUGGUAUCAAUGAGAACAAGCUCUGCAUUGAUCUGAUGACUGAAAGGUUGAGUCGAAGUGACAUGAACUACACUGAUGAUGACCUUCUGCAAUAUUCUGACUGGAAAGGACAUGCAUUCCUGCAGGAAGAAGUGGCCCUGUUCCUGACCAACUACAGCAAGGCACCAGCCCAGCUUGAUCCAGAAAAUGUGGUUGUUCUAAAUAGCUGCCUCUCUGUCUUCUUGGCACUGACCAUGGUUAUGAGUGAUCCAGGUGAGGCCAUUCUGGUCGCCACACCCUUCUAUUCUGGCUUCACCUUUACUUCCCGCCUGUAUUCGAAAGUUGAGCUGAUUCAUGUCCACCUGGACAGUGAGAUCACUGAGGCGGACACCUGUCCCUUCCAGCUGACUAUGGGCAAGUUGGAGAAAGCCCUGCUUGACGCUAGGCUUAAGGGGAGAAAGGUCAAAGGCCUUGUGCUGAUCAACCCUAAUAAUCCUCCGCGAGACGUCUAUUCCCAGGACUCACUGAACGAAUAUCUGGAAUUUGCCAAGAGAUACAACCUCCAUGUGAUUAUUCAUGAGAUUUCCAUGCUGUCUGUGUUCAAUGAAUCCUUCCCAUUCUGCAGCGUUCUGAGCAUGGAAAGUUUGCCUGACCCCAAAAGGACCCAUGUGAUCUGGGGCUUUGGGAUCUCUGGCUUCUGCUUUGGCGCUCUCUACACCAACAGCAAGGAUGUGGCCUCUGCCGUGGGCGCUUUUGGCUUCCUCCAUGGCAUCUCUGGCAUCACCCAGCACAAGCUGUGUCAGCUGCUCCAGGACAGAGAAUGGAUUGACAACGUGUAUGUGCCCACUAAUCGUUCCCGGCUGCAGGAAGCUCACAGGUUCAUCACUAACCAGUUGAAGGCAUUGGGUAUCCCCUUUCUCAAUUGUGGCUCUGGCCUCUAUGUCUGGAUGAACUUGAAAAAGUACCUGGACCCAUGCACAUUUGAGGAAGAGCUGCUCCUUUAUCGCUGCUUCCUGGACCACAAGCUGCUACUGUCCCCUGGCAAGGCCUACAUGUGUAAGGAGCCUGGCUGGUUCCGCCUCACCUUUUCAGAUAAGCCCCUCCACCUAAAAGUCGCCAUGCACAGGUUCUGCCAGGCAGUAGGCGCCCAGCAGCAGCACUGGUUGGAGAAGCAAGUGGAAGAUGCGCUGAAGGAGGAGGUGCCCUCGCUCUCAUCCGGCUCCCGGGAGCCACCGACGGGCCUCAGCGUGGAGCCGGGUCCCCCUCCUGGUCGGGGCGGACGGAGACGCGGGCCCGGCCGGAGGCUGCGCUCGCUCAAGCGGGGUUCCGGGGGCUCCGGGGGCCCGGGGGCCUCAGAGCCGCUCCCUGCGGCGCUGAGGCGACGCCGCUGUGAAUACAGCGAGGAGACCGAAGGGGCGUUCGCUCGCGGCCAGUCCCGUCAGAACAUUCAGAAAAAACCAAGUAAUAAAGAGUGUGUUGUAGAGAAGAGGGUUCUCUGCACUGCCUUCUCUCAAAAUGGGAUCAGGAGACUGGGAUCCCCAGCUCUACUAGACACCUUCUGGGAGGGAGCUGAGUCCAUACACUGCUACCGAGAGGCUAUGGGACCAAUGGGAUUAUUCAGCACUGAGGUCAGUGGCAGCACCUGCUCCCUGGGUUCCCUUACUCCAGUUCGCGAGGAAUAA